AUGCUCUACCAGAAAGGGGCGACAGUCUACAUCGCCGGCCGGUCCAAGCCGCACGCUCAGGCGGCCACCCAGGCCAUUCGAGCAAGCACCACCACCACUGGCGGCCAGCUGUACUAUCUCCCUCUGCAUCUAGACGAUGAGAAUAACGGUGCGUAUGUGAUCCCGUGGGGUCGACUGCCUCCCGGGAUGGCGCUGUACCUGGCGCGGCAUUUGGCGCCGGUGGAGGAGAGCGGCACCGGGCGGGCGAGUGGGUUCUGGAAGUGCGCAUGGGCGAGCCAAUGGUCCGACUACGAGGCGGGGGCGAAGGGGAGGACGUUUGUUGUGGACUGUGUGCGGGGGUGA
Messenger RNA from Aspergillus aculeatinus CBS 121060, 342 nucleotides. RefSeq lists its product as uncharacterized. The record is from RefSeq and is a predicted model, not a curated record. The transcript has 3 exons. NCBI's taxonomy places the organism in Eukaryota, Fungi, Ascomycota, Eurotiomycetes, Eurotiales, Aspergillaceae. Bases 1 to 342 code for a protein of 113 amino acids.